Molecule: messenger RNA, 414 nt
Organism: Penicillium verhagenii
Lineage: Eukaryota; Fungi; Ascomycota; Eurotiomycetes; Eurotiales; Aspergillaceae
Product: RNA-binding protein
Exons: 4
Coding region: 1-414 (137 amino acids)
Molecular function (GO): RNA binding
Source: RefSeq, a predicted model, not a curated record
AUGUCUGCUAAGGUUUACGUCGGUAACCUCUCCUGGUCCACUGACGACAACAGCCUCCAGGGAGCUUUCUCCCAGUUCGGCCAAAUCGUCGACGCUAUUGUGAUGCGUGACCGUGAUACCGGCCGCAGCCGCGGUUUCGGUUUCGUCACUUACUCCUCCGCUGAGGAGGCUGAAGCUGCUAUCGCUGGCCUGAACGAGCAGGAGCUUGAUGGUCGUCACAUCAAGGUCAACCUUGCCCAGGCUCGUGGCAACGGUGGUGGUGGCCGUGGUGGCUACGGCGGUGGUGGUUACGGCGGUGGCCAGGGCGGCUACGGCGGCGGCCAGGGCGGCUACGGUGGUGGCCAGGGCGGCUACGGCGGUGGUCAGGGUGGCUACGGUGGCCAGCAGGGCGGCUACAACGGCGGUGGCUACUAA